CUCUUGAAAACUGUACAAACAUUUUAUAGGGCAGGGCACAUAGCUAUACAGCUAUAUGAACGUAUGAGCCAUAAGAUAUGUUAAAACCUCCCUGCGCUUAUGACUGAAAAAACAUCUAUUUUCAUAAGUUUUUGGAUGAUAUAAUAGUUUAAAGUGAUAGGAGAAGUAAUCACAGAGAUAAUGUCAAGGAAGAUAGAGAACUUGAAUUUUCUGGUGAAGCCUGGAGAUCGAGAGAAAUUGACGGAUUAUACAGAGCGUAAAGCUGAAUGGUUUUUCUCCAGAUCCUUUGACACCGAUGGGAACCAGUUCAUAGAAUGGCGAGACUUUGAAGUAUUUGCAGAUAUUGUUACAGAAGCUACUGGCCGUAACCCAAGGGAAGAUACAGAGUUCGUGAACACAAUCCUCGCUAAAAGAAGGCCACUUUGGAAUGAAUUACUCCGCACAUGUGACAUGAACGGCGAUGGAAGGAUCUCUUUGGAAGAGUGGAAGGAUUUCUGGGGUGCUGCGGCCGACUUUGUUCACCAACAUGACUCUUUACCAGAAACUAUGAAAGUCAUAGCAAAACAUUACUUUCACUCUUUAGAUGUAAAAAAAGACGGUGUUAUCUCUCGUGAUGCAGUGCGACGGGGUUUCAUCCAAGCUGGUGGAUCAAGAAUAGACGCUGACAGACUCUACGCUCAUGCGACAAAGCGUGGGAGACAAUUCACAGAAUCUGUAUACGUUGAUAUGUUUAUGGGAAUGGUAGCGUCCAUGGACGAGGACCACCCAAGUAAAUACCUUCUUGUUGGGUUCCCAGCAAACCAAGGAGCAUCCUCAACAACAGUUGUAACUAACGAUGGUGCAGGCAGCAGUGGCAGCAUAACAACAAGUACUGAGAGCUCAGAAUACCAAUAUGGACCCAGAACAACCCCUCCUAAUACAUACAGAAUGGAUGGAGCCUACCAGUGAAAUAUUCAUUUAUGGGAGAAUGAAGAGAUUUAGGAAUGACACCAACUUUGAUUUAAACAUACAAACUGCAAAGGCAGAGUGCAAGAUCUUUAUGUUCGAGCAGUUAUAAGUGUCAAACUUGAUCUUCAAUUGAAAUCAAAGUUGAUGUUAUUCCUGCACUAGAAGAAUGAAUGAAAUAUGAUAUGAAUGAACUAAACAUCGGAAAAAUAAUAGACAGUGUACCUUCAAUCAAAUACCCCAUGCUGUACAAAAGUAUCCUCUAGAUUUAAUCAUACCAACUGUUUCCAAAUGACAUUCCAAAAGGAAAUAACGUGGGGCAGGAGUGGAAUAUAACCAGUUCUCUAAAGAUCACAUAGAGAAAAAUGAUUCAAAGGAGCUCUCCCAUGACCAUUAAAACAAAGGAGCUCUCCCAAGACCAUGACAACAACAACAAAGGAGCCUCCUCUCAUUACUAUGUUUGCAUGCAUAGAAUCAAAUAUAUUUAUGUGAC
Owenia fusiformis is the source of this 1438-nucleotide messenger RNA. NCBI's taxonomy places the organism in Eukaryota, Metazoa, Annelida, Polychaeta, Sabellida, Oweniidae. The record is from the annotation of a GenBank genome assembly.